AUGGAUGUGUUGGGACUGCGGAUCCCAGGAUCAGAUAUGCAGCGUUGCAACUCUCAGGAGCAGCGCCGAUUAGAGCAGGCGGCAAGCAGAAAUGGAUUUAUUGUUUUAAAAGAGCAGAAGAAGCCCGAGCUGCUGAACCUUAAUCCUCCGCCUCCUCUCCCGCUCAGGUUUGUUGCCCAGAACACGAUGCGUCUGCAGAAACUCGGAGUGACGCACGUCCUGAAUGUGGCCGAGGGCACCUCCUUCAUGCACGUCAACACAAGUGCGGAGUUCUACGCCGGCACGGGCAUCACGUACCACGGCAUCCAGGCCAACGACACCGAGCAGUUCAACCUCAGUGCCUUCUUUGAGGAGGGCGCUGAUUUUAUCGACAAAGCACUAGCACACAACAACAGCAAAGGUAAGGUGUACGUCCACUGCAGAGAAGGCUACAGCCGCUCCCCCACCAUGGUCGUGGCCUACCUCAUGCUGCGCCACAGGAUGGCAGCCCGGCUGGCGGUGGCCACCGUGAGAAACAAGAGAGAGAUCGGACCCAACGACGGCUUCCUUCGCCAGCUGUGCCAGCUGAACGAGAAGCUGGCGAAGGAAGGCAAGCUGAACGGGGAGGUGGGCAAGCUGAAGUCCAAAUAAGAGCGGGGGCCAGGGACCUUCUGCCCCCGCCUUUCAGGGGCUCCAGCUGCUGCGGGAAAAGCCGACCCCAUCCCGACCAAACCAGCACCCAUUCGGCACAUCAGGGGUAUUCCGAAACAUGCAUGCAUUUAUCCAGCGAAUACCUUUUCCAGUUCAUGUGCACACACUUGGUAUCUGUCUAAUCUUCAUUCCACAAAAGUCACCGUUCUUCAGAGUGUGAUCUCCAACACAACCACCCCCCCCCCUCCCCAGCUCUUUUUAUAACUCUACAACCUGCAGAUUUUGCUGCGUAUCUGUUUGCCAAGCUCAAAGUGUGUGUAACAGAGUUUGAGCGCAGCCACUUAUAAGCAUUCCUUCUAGUCCCACAAGUUAAGAAGGUGAAACUUGUCCCGUUUUUAAAAAUUUCCUUACCGAUUUGUAUGAAGUAGAAGAUGAUAGCACAAUCAUUCCAGAGUUUUCCACUGCCGGAAUGUCAGUGACGUUACCGCCAACUCCGUAAAAUUCCAGACAAACUCCUCAAUCUUAGGUGGAAGUUGAUGGUCGCACACGAUGCAACACGGCAGCGGCAUGAGCAGACGGAGGACAAUCCCAAACAUUCCAUAAAUUCCCACAUUCAGCCCCUAAAACUCCAAAUCCUUCCCAUCCUGCCUGCGGGGGCAGAUGUUUAAUGCACAAACAGACUUCCUCACACUCCGACACCCAAAUGUGAGCUGUGGGCCUGCACAGAGCCUCAGUUCAGGCCUCCGGUUUGACAGUGAGAGAACGCAAAUGUGUUUAAUGGUCAAACAAUUAGUUUCCAAAACUGUCCUUUAGAAUUGGUCAUUUUUACUAAUUCUAAUGAUAAAAAUCUGCUUUGAUGAAGAUUGGAUAAAUCGUUUUAUUUAUGCCAAGUAGUGCUUUUGAUCCAUCCAGUUUAGAAGAUCUGAGGGGAUUUGAUAGGGAUCAAUAUAAAGAGAAUAGGAGAAUUUAUGCCUUAAUAAAUCAGAAAAAGAGAGUAAAAGUUGGAUUUUCUUGUUCUGUUGGUAGAUUCUUUAGCAUCCUUUACUUUUUUUUUUUGCCUUUGAUCUGUAGAAAACUUUAGUGCCAAACAGAGGUGCUCCAUGGUGUCCUCUGCUGAGCUGUAACGUUAGCUGGCUGCAAACAACUAUUGAUUUCUGGACUCAGAUGGAGCCAAUUGUAACAUUUUCCAUUUGAAGAAUACAGUAACACGAUAAAGCAAUAACAUAAACAGAUUGCGUCAUGUUGUAGCACCCAUAUUUUUGGCUAUGUUUCGGAAAAAGAAGGAAAGAAGACUCAUCUCCCCUUUUUGUUUGCACUUCUGUUGCUUUGUACUUUUAAUCAAUUACUUUUAUGGAUUUUUCUUGAGUUGUUUUUUAACAUUAACCCACCUAAAUGUCUUUAUGUGUGAUUGAAAUGUAACUUCACCUUUAAAAGGCCCCAUAACAAACAUGCCAAUGGGUUUGAACGGGUUUGUUAGAGGUGAAGCAGUGUUCACGGAGGGGGGGUUGUGUUAAAAAACAGACGUCAAACUGGAGGCCUGUACUGCGGACCGCCACCCGCCUACACCAGAAAGCUCCAGUCAUCACGCCAGAGAGUUGUCCACUGCCAAUUCCCUGACUCAGCCAUUCGGCCAGUAUUCAAUACCACUGUUUCAUCAACAGACUUUGUCAGAGGUCCACACACACACACACACA
Menidia menidia (Atlantic silverside) is the source of this 2324-nucleotide messenger RNA. Lineage: Eukaryota; Metazoa; Chordata; Actinopteri; Atheriniformes; Atherinopsidae. The record is from the annotation of a GenBank genome assembly.